UGUUUAUGAAAUAUACAUAAGACAUAUUGAUAAGUGUAAAGAGUUUAUUUAAGUCAAUUAUGUUGCGUUUGGUACAUUUUCGUCAAACUUUAAUUACUGCCAGCAAAUUAAAGACCUCGAAUCAAUGCAAUAGUUUGGUGGCUAGUACUCGACGCUAUUCUCAAACACCUAAUCCGGAUCAUGGUGAUUUUCAUAUGGAUGGAUCACGGAGUCUACCUCGACUAAUGGAUUUCCCAGAAAUAUUAUGGCCAUCUACAAUUAACACUUUAAAAAAUUGGAUCUUAAUACAAUUUAUAAUACGGCCUUACUUCGACAGAGAUUUCACCAUUAGAGAUUUUGUAUUUGGUGCUAAACAUGCUCUUCAGAUUAUUUCAUCUAAACUAGUAAAUGGAGAAUUUGGUACGUUAAAGAAUUUCGUAGCUAACGAAGCCAUCAAUGAAUUGAAGCCCACAAUACAGAAAUUAUCAGUGGCUCAGAGAAAACAGUUAGAAAUUAAUAAGGCGGAUAUAUACUUUGCAUUUCCUUAUCAAGUGGGAAUAAUUUUAGAUGAAGAGCAAGAGAAAGUUCAAAAACGCUGGGUUGAAAUUACUAUGGUUUUCCACGUACUUCGAGGACUAACAGAAAUGCGAAAUCGCGGUGAGGAAAUUCCUUGGAAUAUGGGGACACUCCCAGAAUAUCAGGAUAAAGUGUUUGUGUGCAAUUACCGCUUCAAAAAAGAGUUUACUAGCGAAAAUGAAUCAGACUGGACAGUUAAUGCCUUGAAUCAUUUUAAGCCAAUUGAUUUGGUGAGAGAAAAGUAAGAAUUUGGUAUAUUUUUAAAUGCUAACAGCACACAUUUUGUCACAACUGUUAGUUAAAAACUGUAAACUGUUUGCGUUAGUAUGAGUUAAUAAAAUUUGUAAUGCUUAUUAUAA
Molecule: messenger RNA, 914 nt
Organism: Anastrepha obliqua
Lineage: Eukaryota; Metazoa; Arthropoda; Insecta; Diptera; Tephritidae
Product: m-AAA protease-interacting protein 1, mitochondrial
Exons: 4
Coding region: 60-800 (246 amino acids)
Biological process (GO): inner mitochondrial membrane organization; protein insertion into mitochondrial inner membrane from matrix
Cellular component (GO): mitochondrial inner membrane
Molecular function (GO): ribosome binding
Source: RefSeq, a predicted model, not a curated record